AUGCAACUAAUACUAGCCAUUUUCUGCAUGUUGUGUUCAUGGAUUUUCAUCCAUAGGUUGAAGCAGAAGAACAACAAAUGGCCUAAAACGUGGCCGUUUUUGGGAGCGGCCUUUGAGCAGCUCGCGGACGUCGACGCCAUGCACGACUGGAUUCUCGGAUAUUUGUCGAAAUCAAGAACCGUAGUCGUGUCAAUGCCCUUCACGACUUAUACGUACAUUGCUGACCCUGCUGAUGUGGAACACGUGCUAAGAAGGAAUUUCAAAAAUUAUCCAAAGGUGUUGCUUGGAGACGGCAUUUUCAAUGUCGAUGGGGAGCUUUGGAGAAAACAGAGGAAAACGGCUAGCUUCGAAUUUGCAUCCAAGAAUUUCAGGGACUUUAGCACAGUUGUUUUCAGAGACUAUAGCCUUAAACAUUUCGAAAUCCUCAGUCAAGCAUCCCACAAUAAUCAGACAGUAGAUAUGCAGGAGCUUUUGAUGAGGAUGACACUCGACUCCAUAUGCAAAGUGGGAUUUGGAGUGGAAAUCGGGACAUUGGCUCCAAACUUGCCACACAACGAGUUUGCUACGGCAUUUGACUCUGCAAACAUGACGAUCAAACACGACAUAUUAUCGAGAUUCAUAGAGCUAAGCCAAGAUCCAGACAACAACAUGACCGACAAGAGCCUGAGGGAUGUCGUCUUGAACUUUGUGAUUGCGGGUCGGGACACAAGUGCAACAACUCUCUCAUGGGCCAUCGACAUGAUAAUGAGCCAUCAAGAUGUGGCCCAAAAGCUUUACGGCGGAGCUAAGAGACUUGGAACGGGAUUUAACUAA
Messenger RNA from Striga hermonthica, 813 nucleotides. The record is from the annotation of a GenBank genome assembly. Lineage: Eukaryota; Viridiplantae; Streptophyta; Magnoliopsida; Lamiales; Orobanchaceae.